Aspergillus ibericus CBS 121593 is the source of this 778-nucleotide messenger RNA. RefSeq names its product mago nashi family protein. Bases 9 to 473 code for a protein of 154 amino acids. NCBI's taxonomy places the organism in Eukaryota, Fungi, Ascomycota, Eurotiomycetes, Eurotiales, Aspergillaceae. Gene Ontology annotation, cellular component: exon-exon junction complex; nucleus. Gene Ontology annotation, molecular function: ATP binding. Gene Ontology annotation, biological process: RNA splicing. The transcript is spliced from 7 exons. The record is from RefSeq and is a predicted model, not a curated record.
CUCUCAAGAUGUCGACCCAAGGCGAGCCGUUUUAUCUCCGCUACUACUCAGGUCACUCUGGGCGGUUCGGACAUGAGUUUCUAGAAUUCGACUUCCGUACCCUUGGCGAUGGCCGCAGCGCUGCCGUGCGCUAUGCGAACAACUCCAACUACCGCAAUGACUCCCUCAUCCGCAAAGAAAUGUGCGUGAGCGCGUCGAUGAUCCAGGAGGUGAAGCGCAUUAUCAAGGAGAGCGAGAUCAUGAAGGAGGAUGACUCCAAAUGGCCUCAGAAGAACAAGGAUGGGCGUCAGGAACUCGAGAUUCGGCUUGGGAACGAGCAUAUCUCCUUUGAGACUGCGAAAAUCGGCUCAUUGGUAGAUGUGACUGAGUCUGCGGACCCGGAAGGCCUGCGAGUCUUCUACUAUCUUGUCCAGGACCUGAAGGCUCUUAUCUUCUCGCUUAUUGCGCUCCAUUUCAAGAUCAAACCUAUCUAAAUCAUGAUUGCGGUAAUGAGAUGAAACGGUUCAGUUCUGGGAUGGAUAACAGGCGUUCUCUAUUGGAUUGCAGCCGCGGCAGAUAUACUACUUUUGUUUUUUCUCCCUUUCCCCGUUAAAUUCCCUAGUAGUUGGAAUGCUGAGACGCCAGAUGGCAAGCGACUAGCAAAAGGCGAUGACGCAAUGGGUGCUCGCCACCACCAAGGCCAACGUAGCGAGGAAUAGAACACCCAACGACGUGUAUGAGUGUGUGGAGUGUGAAGUAAAAGCAAUGACAAUCAAAAACAGGGCGAGGCCAGCCCGAU